AUGUCGACUACCGAUAAGUCUCACGCCACAGGCGAAUCCAAAGUGCCCGGAAAGGUUCAGGAGAAGGCACCUAAGGGAUUGGAGGAUACCCUUCCAGAUUCGAUCCACCCCACCGGUAAAAACCCAGGCCAGUCUACCGACAAGACACACGCGAAGGGUGGUGGUGAUGCGUCGGUCCUACCUAAGAAGGUUCAGGAGAAGGUCCCUGAGAGUAUUGAGAGAGCCGUGCCAAACGCCAUUCAUGAUACUGGCGACAAGUAA
Molecule: messenger RNA, 261 nt
Organism: Hypoxylon trugodes
Lineage: Eukaryota; Fungi; Ascomycota; Sordariomycetes; Xylariales; Hypoxylaceae
Exons: 2
Coding region: 1-261 (86 amino acids)
Source: RefSeq, a predicted model, not a curated record